Messenger RNA from Hyaloscypha bicolor E, 971 nucleotides. Its product is annotated as acyl-CoA N-acyltransferase. The record is from RefSeq and is a predicted model, not a curated record. The transcript has 3 exons. Gene Ontology annotation, cellular component: NatA complex. Lineage: Eukaryota; Fungi; Ascomycota; Leotiomycetes; Helotiales; Hyaloscyphaceae. The coding region runs from base 9 to 695 and encodes 228 amino acids. Gene Ontology annotation, molecular function: protein N-terminal-serine acetyltransferase activity; protein-N-terminal-glutamate acetyltransferase activity. Gene Ontology annotation, biological process: N-terminal peptidyl-glutamic acid acetylation.
CAGCAACCAUGGAUAUCCGAUUGCUGCACCCGUCAGACAUACCGCAUGUUCAACAUGCAAACAUUACCAAUCUGCCAGAAAACUACUUCAUGAAAUAUUACCUCUACCAUGCCCUCUCCUGGCCGCAGCUCUCCUUCGUCGCAGUCGAUGUCUCGCGACCUAAGAAGACGCCCUACGACUACCCCCGAAUCGUAGGCUAUGUCCUCGCGAAAAUGGAAGAGGAUCCGCCGGAUGGAGUGCAGCAUGGGCAUAUCACGAGUCUGAGUGUGAUGAGGACGCAUAGACGGUUGGGCAUUGCGGAGAAGUUAAUGAGACAAUCACAACGAGCAAUGGUCGAAACCUUCGGCGCACAAUAUGUCUCCCUCCACGUCCGCGUCUCCAACAACGCUGCUCUACGCCUUUACCGCGACACCCUAGGCUUCAAAAACGAGAAGGUGGAGGCGAAGUACUAUGCAGAUGGCGAGGAUGCAUAUAGCAUGAAGCUGGAUCUGGGGUUUGUGAGAGAGCAGGUGAUGGAUGAGUUGGAUGAUGGGGAGGUAGAUGAGGGAGAGCCUGUUGGAGAAUUGGGGAAGCUGGAGGAGAGAGAGGGGGAGAAGAAGGUGGUGGCCAAAGAGGGGAAGAAGAGGAAGGUUAGAGUGGGACGGGGGCUGGGAGUGGGCGAUUUAGUGGAGAAGAAUGAGAGUCAGAAGACGUAGUGGAGGGCCGAAAUUUAUUUGAUGAAUGCAUGCAAGGAGUUCAAAAAGACUUGGUGGCAUUAUAUAGACUUGUGUAGGGAAUAAAAGUCAUCGGUCUGACGGAGCCCCGCGACUUCAAUGCCUGGGAGGUUCAGGUACAUGUUACCAAUUGAAGAGCAUAGAUUCCGAUCAUUCUGCUUGUCUUUGCUGGUUUCCCCCGAAUGUUCCACGCAGAGGUGGAACAAUGAUGCUCUUUCCUUAUCUUGCAAAUCGAUUCGUCCAAAAGUUGGAUCCGCC